Molecule: messenger RNA, 2313 nt
Organism: Carica papaya (papaya)
Lineage: Eukaryota; Viridiplantae; Streptophyta; Magnoliopsida; Brassicales; Caricaceae
Product: phosphoinositide phospholipase C 4-like
Biological process (GO): lipid metabolic process; release of sequestered calcium ion into cytosol; phosphatidylinositol-mediated signaling
Cellular component (GO): plasma membrane
Molecular function (GO): phosphatidylinositol-4,5-bisphosphate phospholipase C activity
Source: RefSeq, a predicted model, not a curated record
UUAUGUUUUUUAAGGGCCAGUUCUGCAGUGAGCGAGUGCAAGACAGAGACAGAGGCCCCAUCUGCUAUGUGCUUUGACUUCUUCUGCAUAAUUCAUCCACCUGCAAGAAAGAUAACUGGAUUAAUCUCUAAUUGCCCGCAAACCCUAAUCUGUCGGGCAGUGAACCUGAGUGACUUCACCGGAAAAAAGUUGCAGAAGCACAUGGCGUGAGAGACAGAGAUGGAGGCAAGCUAUAGAACAAGGGGCUGGUUCAGAAGUAAACUCCGAGUGACAGAAGCAGGCCCACCGGAGGGAGUGAAGGAGGCUUUUGAGAGGUAUGCUCAAGGUGGGACCGAGAUGAGUGUCGAGCAGCUGCGGCGGUUUAUGGUGGAGUUCCAAGAGGAAGGCGGCACAACGCUGGCCGAAGCCAAGAGGAUCGUCGAGGCCGUCCUGCUGAGGGGGCAUCGCCACAUUCCUAACUUCACAAGGAAAACUCAGAACAACACUCUGACUCUCGAUGACUUCCAUCAUUACUUGUUCUCUGCCAGUCUCAAUCCUCCCAUUGGUAAUCAGGUCGACCAUGACAUGAAUGCUCCUUUGUCUCACUAUUUUGUAUAUACCGGGCACAAUUCAUAUUUGACAGGAAACGAGCUCACUAGCGAUACCAGUGAUGUUCCGAUAAUAAAGGCGCUGCAGAGGGGUGUGAGAGUCAUUGAACUUGAUAUAUGGCCAAAUUCUGUAAAAGACGAUGUGCUAGUUUUCCAUGAAAGAACCUUGACAUCUCCAGUGGAGCUCGUUACAUGUUUGAGGUCAAUUAAAAAGUAUGCUUUUUCUAAAUCACCAUAUCCUGUCAUAAUUGUUCUUGAAGACCAUCUUGACCCACAUCUCCAAGCUAAAGUUGCGAAGAUGCUUAUUCAAACGUUUGAAGGUACACUAUUUUACCCUGAAUCUGAAUCGUUAGAAGAGUUCCCUUCCCCAGAAAAGCUAAAGCACCGGAUUAUAAUUUCAACUAAACCUCCAAAAGAGUACCUUGAAGCUAAUCGUAAAAACAGAAGAAGUAACUCGGAGAAGGAAAAUGAUUCUGAUGAUGAUGCACGGGGAAAGGAGGCAGAAGAGACAGCUGAUGAAAAAGAUGACGAGAAGAAUGAUAGUGAUGCAAGUGCAAUCAAUCAGGAUUAUGAUGUCAUGAGCUGUGAUCCUGAAUCAUGCCAACUGGCUGCACCUGAAUACAAACGUCUGAUUGCCAUUCAUGCAGGAAAACCCAAGAAUGGCUUGAAAGAGGCACUUAAAGUCGAACCUGGUAAAGUUAGACGUCUUAGUCUGAGUGAACAAGCACUUGAAAAGGCUGCUGAAUCAAAUGGUACAGAUGUUGUAAGAUUCACUCAGAAAAACUUUUUGAGGAUAUACCCCAAAAGUACUCAGCGUAAGUCGCUCAACUACAACCCACUAAAUUGGUUGGACGCAUGGAUCUCAAAUGGUUGCAUUUAUCAUGCAGGUUUUGUCUCUACUUCACUUUAUUAUUAUUAUUAUUAUUAUUUUUUAUUUUUGAGCUUACUAUGUCCAGAAAUUAUGUAUUCUACGUCAGAGCUAUAUGCUCAUUGCAUAUGGUUUCGCAUUUAUGCUUCAGAAAAAUUUCUGUCCUUUCUGGUCUUCUAAAAUUUUAAGAUAUUAUUAUCAUAUUGGAAUAGUAGUUGUAGGGUUUUCAGACAGUGAUUUAGUGCUGAUAUACAUCUUAGAGAUCUCAGUAUUUUAUAACUGUAGUUGCUUUUCUAAAAAGGAUGCUGGAGAUGCUGAUCUUGAUUUGGUCUAUCAAUCUAACUGAAUCUUCUUCAAAAGCUAAAGAGCUCUCUAUUGACCUCAAAAUAGCCAUCCUUAGCAUAAUUCUCGUCUGCCAAGGAUCAACUCAGAUCCUGGAUCUUAAAUUAGAAGUUUCCAGUUUCCUACCAAGAACUUAGGCAGUAUUUGGGACAAAUCCAGAAUUUUGUCCUCUUCGUUUGUAAAUCCACACUUAGUUUAACUAGAAGACGGUAACACUGAAACAAUAAUUGCUGGAUGAAAUUUGGAGUGAAUUGGUUCCAAUUUAUGUAGAUUUCCAAAUUACGCCAAUUUUUAUCAUGUUGUAGUUGGACUUGGUUUUGCAAAUAAAUUCCACGAAUUCAAUAGAUUUGUUCCCCCACCUAGCCUUAAGGUUGCUACUAUGAGCAGAAUGUUAUUCACCGAUUAAGAAAGCCUAAUAAUAUAACGAUCCGGAAAAUCUAAAAGGAAAUAGAUAAUAACUUAAGUGCGCAAGUAAAAUAAAAGGUUAAAAUUUACAUUUCUUACACAAUAACUCAA